Malassezia japonica is the source of this 933-nucleotide messenger RNA. RefSeq names its product very-long-chain enoyl-CoA reductase (gene TSC13). Gene Ontology annotation, biological process: very long-chain fatty acid biosynthetic process. Gene Ontology annotation, molecular function: oxidoreductase activity, acting on the CH-CH group of donors. Bases 1 to 933 code for a protein of 310 amino acids. The transcript is spliced from 3 exons. The record is from RefSeq and is a predicted model, not a curated record. Lineage: Eukaryota; Fungi; Basidiomycota; Malasseziomycetes; Malasseziales; Malasseziaceae.
AUGCCAUUCCAACUCACGAUCCAGAACCGCGGCCCGAUCAAGGGCGGCAAGUUCCCCCUGGAAGUUAACCUGCCCGACGAUGCGACGCUGGCAACGCUCAAGAACGGCAUUGCCAGCCUCGUCAGGCCGCUAAACAUUUAUCGCCAGCGCAUUACCGACGAGAACAAGGCGCCGCUGGUCGGAGACGAGAAGCGUCUCGGAGACCUCGGCGUGAAGAGCGGUGCGACGCUCUAUGUCAAGGACCUGGGCCCCCAGAUCUCGUGGCGUACCGUCUUCCUGGUCGAAUACUUCGGCCCGCUGUUCAUCCACCCCCUGAUCUACUAUGCCGCGCCUAGCAUCUGGGCGUACUUUGGCCGGCCUUUCCAAGUAUCCGACAUCCAGAGCAUCACGCUCGGCCUGGUUCUCCUGCACUUUAUCAAGCGCGAGCUCGAGACGGUGUUUGUGCACCGCUUCUCGAACGCGACGAUGCCCGCCUUUAACAUUAUCAAAAACUCGACGCACUACUGGUUGCUCUCGGGUGUCCUGCUCGCCGUCGGCGUCUACUCGCCGUACCACGGCGAAAAGGCCGUGCGCGGCACCGUGCGUGACGACCCCUACUUUAUCGCCGGAUGCGUCGCCGUGUGGCUCCUUGCCGAGCUCUUUAACCUGCAGUCGCACCUGAUCCUCCGCUCGCUGCGCCCGGCCGGCACGCGCGUGCGCAAGAUCCCGUACGGCGGCGGCUUCCGCUGGGUCAGCUGCCCGAACUACUUCUUCGAGAUGGUCGCCUGGUCCGCUGUCACGGUGCUCACCAUGUCGUUCGCCACGCUCCUCUUUACUGUCGUCUCGACCGUGCAAAUGACCCUCUGGGCCAUCAAGAAGCACAAGGCGUACCGCCGCGAGUUCAAGGACACCUACCCCAAGGACCGCCGCAUCAUGUACCCCUUCGUCUUUUAA